Molecule: messenger RNA, 4089 nt
Organism: Colossoma macropomum (tambaqui)
Lineage: Eukaryota; Metazoa; Chordata; Actinopteri; Characiformes; Serrasalmidae
Product: noelin-like
Exons: 6
Coding region: 527-1900 (457 amino acids)
Biological process (GO): signal transduction
Source: RefSeq, a predicted model, not a curated record
ACCAUUCCCGAUUUGCCCUACUUGAAUUUCCCACGCGCUCUGGGUGUCACAUCCGGUUUCAGACCGCCUCGCAGCUCCUCUCUCGCGCUCCCGUUUCCCUGCUCUUAACCAAAACGGUGAGCCAAACUUGCGCGCGGUACCGGUAGCUCCCCCUCCACCACCACCACCACCCGCGUUUCGUUUCUGAAACUGAUGCUGAGCGGAGAGCGCGAGAGCCGGUAGUGGAGCGCGAGACACACAUACAGAACCAGCCGAAGCACCGGGAGCGCGAGAUGAGCUAAAAUAAUGCCCGGAGAGGACCGCGCGAGACCCGUUUCGCCGCUUACCCCGUCAUUCCGCUGCUGAAAGAGAGAAAAAGAGAAAGAGAGAGAGAGAAAAAGAGAGAGAGGAAGAAGAAGAAGAAGAAGAAGAAGAAAGGAGAAGAAGAAGGAGGAGGAAGAGGAGGAAGAGGAGAAGAGCACGCGAGCCACAGCGGUCGAGGCGGGAGGAGAGGCGCGAGAGCGGAGCUGAAUGUGAGAGGCGCGAGAUGCAGCCCGCGAGCAAGCUGCCGACGCUCAUCCUGCUCGUGCUCAUGGGCACGGAACUCACGCAAGUGUUGCCUGCUAAUCCGGAGGAAUCGUGGCAGGUGUACAGCUCGGCGCAGGACAGCGAGGGCAGGUGUGUUUGUACGGUCGUCGCUCCGCAGCAGACCAUGUGCUCCAGGGAUGCUCGCACCAAGCAGCUACGGCAGCUUCUGGAGAAGGUUCAGAACAUGACCCAGUCGAUCCAGGUUCUGGACCAGCGGACGCAGAGGGACCUGCAGUACGUGGUCAGAAUGGAGGACCAGCUCAGAGGCCUGGAGACCAAGUUCAGACAAGUGGAGGAAAACCACAAACAAAACCUCGCCAAGCAAUACAAGGCCAUAAAGGCGAAGAUGGCGGAGAUACGGCCGCUGAUCCCUGUGCUGGAAGAGUACAAGGCGGACGCACGGCUGGUGCUGCAGUUCAAACAGGAGGUGCAGAACCUGACAACCAGCCUGGCUCACCUGCAGGAGGAGAUGGGAGCUUACGACUAUGACGAGCUUCAUUCCCGCGUCUCCAGUCUGGAGGAGAGACUCCGGGCGUGCAUGCAGAAACUCGCAUGUGGAAAGCUGACGGGCAUCAGUGACCCCAUCACCGUUAAAACAUCUGGAUCUCGCUUUGGAUCCUGGAUGACUGACCCACUGGCUCCAGAGGGAGAUACCAGAGUGUGGUACAUGGAUGGUUACCACAACAACCGUUUUGUGCGGGAGUAUCGGUCGAUGGCGGACUUCAUGACGUCAGAUAACUUCACAUCCCACCGGCUGCCACACCCGUGGUCUGGGACAGGUCAGGUGGUCUACAACGGCUCCAUCUACUUCAACAAGUUCCAGAGCCACGUCAUCAUCAAGUUUGACUUCAAGACCUCCACCAUCAGCAAGACCCAGAGGCUGGAUAACGCAGGGUUCAGCAACGCGUACCACUACGCUUGGGGCGGCCACUCCGACAUCGACCUAAUGGCAGAUGAGGGUGGGCUCUGGGCCGUUUACGCCACCAAUCAAAAUGCAGGUAACAUGGUCAUCAGCAAGCUCAACCCAAUCACAUUGCAGAUCAUCAAGACGUGGACGACUAACCACCCGAAGCGCAGCGCAGGGGAGUCCUUCAUGAUCUGUGGGACACUCUACGUGACCAACGGCUACUCCGGAGGGACGAAGGUCUACUACGCCUACCACACCAACUCUUCCACCUACGAGUACAUCGACAUCGCGCUGCAGAAUAAAUACUCGCACAUCUCCAUGUUGGAUUACAAUCCUCGGGACCGCGCCCUCUAUGCCUGGAACAACGGCCAUCAGGUGCUCUACAACGUCACCCUCUUCCACCUGAUCCGCUCUGAGGAACUGUAAGCUUGGAGAUGCCGCGUAACUAUGGAGACUAUGUGCGUUGGCAGUGGUGAACAGGGAUGCUAUGGAACAUUCGGUCAUAUGUAAUGGGGUGGAACGCCAACAGAUGAAACAACUGUUGGGCUAAUGGAUAGUAUGAAAAAUGUAUAAAAAACAAAGCAAAGAGAAUACUUUAAGAUCAUGGACUUGGACAAACAACCAAGACCAAUGCCAAAAAAGUCAUGCCUUUUGAUGUUUUAUAACACAUCAAUUUUUCAUCGUAGGGUUCUGUACAGGCUUUCUCUGGCACUAAUAGGACUUAAGUGUUGGUCAAAGCGAGAAAAAAGGGGCAGAGCCAUGAACUUGACAGAUUGGUUACUGACUCUUAACCAAAAUGUACUGCCCCUUCUUGCACUGGCUAACUUUGUGGAGAGAAAUAUUAGGUGCUACAUCAAAAGAUACCCACUUGGACAGCAAUUACAGCAUAUCCCAACCUAAACAAAUGGUUACCCGAGCCUUGUCCAGCCCAAUCACAACCCGACUUGAGGCCUGACCCAGCACAUUCUCAACGCGACAAUACAAUAGGCAAUACUCAGCAAACAUUUGUAGGCUGUGAUAGCGGAACACAAACAAAACUAGCGAUAGGCUGAGGGCGUUGACUGUUGAAAGUUCUGCUGUUGUUCAAAGGUUUCUGCUGAGAUUUUACUUGAACCUGCCAUUAACGAAACCCCAACAGUGUCUGUAACAAGCAAUGUAGCACCCUAUAUCGGACCAAAGAGUGCUAUGAGGCAUUAAACGACGAGCUAACUUUCUAACAAGCUGGCUAAUGUAUCAAGUUAGACUUAGCAUUAGCAUCGCUAUAUGCAGUAUGACUGCUGUAGCCAGUGUAACUGACGAUGUACAACAAGGCGGUUCAGGUAGAACCUUACUGUGGUUUAUUUUCCGUGUUUGUGACUAGCCGUGAGAUGCGUUUCAUUUUGCAUGAGCGGAUUCUACAUAUGCAGGUGUGCUUGUAGGAAUGUUUAUACCUGUAUGAUCCUGUAAACAGUGUGUGGGAGGGGUGGGGGGGGUGCUUUCUAGAACUAUGGGGGUAAAGACAUUCAUUUCUUUCUCAUUCUGGUUUGUUAUCAGUGACCUGUUAGGGUCAAUUUCACCACUACGCUUCAUAUGUAUAUGUCCAUUGAUAAUGCAUAACAACAGAUGUGUUCUGUUAAGGUAAAUUGGUUCCUUACUAUCUCCUUAUCACUAUAUAAAGCAUUUAGAGAUCAUAUUGACAUUAUUUCCUCACUUAAUAUUUCUGGCGUAUAAAGGAAUUCAUCGCUUUUUGGCGCCGCCCUGCUGGUGGGAUGUCAUAUUCUCACGUUAGCUAUAAAACAGCGAAAAAAAAGAUGGAUACAGGCGACACAGUAUCUUGCUGGUAGUUAGCAGCAGUUGUUACUGUUGCUCUCAUGUCUUAGUUUGUUGUUGAAUUCCUUAAAAGCUGUUUUCUAACCCACAAAAGAAAGCCUCGCUUCGAGAACCGAGGCUGGUGGAACAUGGCUGGUAAUCAGGCAGCAGGGCUGCAGCUUUCAUAACGUGUCACUCUGUAUGUACACUGAUUACACAGUGGCCUGGAAUGGUCAACUGUAUCCACACAAGCAGAAGGGUUUUAGUGUAAUCCAGAAACAAAUCCUCCACCAUCUAAUCAACACUCAGCAAGAUCGAGGUUUAUCCGUGCACAGCCCAAAAUAGAGCUGGCAUGCCUAAUCAUGUCCAGUGCAAUUCCCACCAAUCCCAGAUUGUUUGAUGUGAACCACAUCUGCUGUUGGGUUCAGGUGAAAUUUCCCUGCAUUUUAAGAGAUGGUCCAACUAAACAGUGCUAACGGUGAAUGAAGGGUGAUGUUGCCAGUUUCCCAAGGGGCCCAGUCUUUGUCUCACAACAUCCCGGUAAAGUUUCAUACACGAGUCUCAUUUAGGUGAACGUUGGGAGGGGACUCAGACUUUUUGUUCUGUAAACGAAGACAAAUGAGUUCUUCAAGGGUUCUUUAAUAAAGACAAUGGUUCUAUGUAGAGCCCAAAAUUCCUACCAGCUCUUCUGCUUACAGGGAUGGAAGGUUUCUCUGUUCAUCGUAAGUUCUACACACUUAAAAAGGUGAUUCUUCAAGGGUUCUUUAGUAAAAGGAAUGGUUCUGUUUAGAGCCAUGAGUUCUAUACAGAACCAUUUCAUGCUUAAA